Leopardus geoffroyi (Geoffroy's cat) is the source of this 1171-nucleotide messenger RNA. Its product is annotated as NADH-cytochrome b5 reductase 2. Lineage: Eukaryota; Metazoa; Chordata; Mammalia; Carnivora; Felidae. Gene Ontology annotation, molecular function: FAD binding; oxidoreductase activity. Gene Ontology annotation, cellular component: mitochondrion. The record is from RefSeq and is a predicted model, not a curated record. The transcript is spliced from 9 exons. The coding region runs from base 237 to 1064 and encodes 275 amino acids.
GCGAGAGAGGGAGCCCGCGGCCCUUCCUCGGUCCCGCGACGGCUGGCUGGGCGAUGACCAGGCUGGCAGUGCUGGCGGCGGGGGCGGGAGCCCGGCGGAGUGGCUGCAGGUGAGAGUCCAGGCCUCCUUCACCUGCCUUGGUGGGUGCUGGCGUGUCCCGAGGCGCUAAGGACCCAACCCUGCUCCUUGUCAUCACUGUCCUUGGAGUCACAGUGCUCCUGCUGGCCCUGAGGAACAUGAACUCCAGGAAGAGAUGUAUCACCCUACAGGACUCUGAAACCAAGUACCCACUGCCUUUGAUUGAGAAAGAGCAAAUCAGCCACAACACCCGGAGGUUCCGCUUUGGACUGCCCUCACCGGACCAUGUCUUGGGGCUUCCUGUAGGUAACUAUAUCCAUCUCUUGGCCAGAAUUGAUGGUGUUCUGGUGGUCAGGGCUUACACGCCUGUGUCCAGUGAUGAUGACCAAGGCUUUGUGGACUUGAUUAUAAAGGUCUACUUCAAAAAUGUACACCCCAAUUAUCCAGAAGGGGGGAAGAUGACUCAGUACUUGGAGAACAUGAAAAUUGGGGACACCGUCCUUUUUCGAGGGCCUACCGGUCGCCUGUUCUAUCACGAGCCAGGGAAGUUUUCAAUCAAACCAUACAAAACAAGUGACCCUGAAGCAAAGGUGGUCAGUCACCUGGGAAUGAUUGCUGGGGGCACAGGGAUUACGCCCAUGCUGCAGCUCAUUCGCCACAUCACCAAGAACCCCGACGACAGGACCAGGAUGUCCCUCAUCUUUGCCAACCAGACAGAGGAGGAUAUCUUGGUGAGAAAAGAGCUUGAAGAAAUUGCCAGAACUCACCCGGAACAGUUCAGCCUGUGGUACACCCUGGACAGGCCUCCUGUUGGCUGGAAGUACAGCUCAGGCUACAUCACCGCCAACAUGAUCAAGGAGCACCUCCCUCCUCCCGGGCAGUCCAUGUUCAUCCUGGUGUGUGGACCCCUGCCCCUGAUCCAGACAGCCGCUCACCCUAAUCUGGAGAAACUGGGUUAUACCAAGGACAUGAUUUUCACUUACUAAUACCUCCCUUGCUCUUAGCAAAUCUGCCUGGUCCCUUUCCUCUGUUUCAGAGUGAGCUCUGCCUCAGCACAUUAAAGUGGCAUGUGUUCACAAAUGCCUAUAAUGCA